CUCAGACAAUAAGAACUCCGCAGAAUUAGAGUAAAAUUCACUGAAUUUCUAUAAAAAAGCCAUUCCAUCAAGCAAUUUUCCAUUCAAAAUUCUUAAUUUUCUUUCAAGAGAGAUGAUGGGCUUCAGAAUGUCUUGGUUUUUUGUUACAAUCAUUCUCAGUUUCACAUUUACUGAUCUUUCGGAGGCUAGGCAUGAGAAGAAGCUUCCAUCUGCAGUUGUUGUUGGCACUGUCUACUGUGACACAUGCUUCCAAGAGGAUUUCUCUAAGUCUAGCCACUUCAUUUCAGGCGCAUCCGUCGCAGUAGAAUGUGGAGACACAAGUUCUAGGCCAAGUUUUCGCAAGGAAGUGAAAACAAAUGAGCAUGGGGAAUUCAAAGUUCACCUGCCUUUCUCAGUGAGCAAACAUGUCCAGAAAAUUGAAGGAUGUUCUGUGAAGUUAAUCAGCACCAACCAACCAUAUUGUGCCGUGGCCUCAACAGCAACUUCAUCUUCACUCCAUCUUAAGUCAAAAAAGCCUGGAACACACAUUUUCUCAGCUGGGUUUUUCACCUUCAAGCCAUUGAAACAGCCAGACCUAUGCUACCAAAAACCUAGUGUUCUAAAUUCAAAGAAAUUCAGUUCCGUCAAUCAAAUCUUUUCACCACCAACUCUAAACCCUUCAAUACCAAUUCUUCCACCUUUGCCACAACUACCUCCUCUUCCACCAUUGCCACAACUACCUCCUCUUCCACCUUUGCCACAACUACCUCCUCUUCCACCACUUCCUGGCCUCCCAUAUUACCCGCCAGUGCAUUCAAAAACAACAUCUAAGGACACUUCAAAAACAUUAGGGUCAUUGAAAGAUCAAAAGAUAGCCCACCCAGAGUUCUUCAGUCUACUACCACCAAACCCCCUUCAGCCGCCUUCAAUACUUCCUCCAAACCCUUUUCAGCCACCACCUUCAAUUCUUCCCCCGAACCCAUUACAGCCUCCACCUUCCAUAUUUCCUCCGAUUUUUCCGUCGCCGCCACCUUCAAUCUUUCCUCCGAUUCCUUUCCCACCUAUACCAGGUAUAACUCCGUCGCCACCACCACCACCACCAUCCUUCCCAUUUCCACUCCCUCCAUUGCCACUCCCUCCAUUGCCAUUUCCACCAUCACCUGGAAUUCCACCAGCUUCUUCCUCUUCUUCAAAGAAAACCUCUCCUUAAUUAUACAACUAUCCAUCCAUGUACAACUCUCUAAUAAUAACUGUCCCAUGUAGUUUUCCCUUUCUUUUUUCUUGUUCUUAUAUAAAUUCUUA
Ilex paraguariensis (yerba mate) is the source of this 1281-nucleotide messenger RNA. NCBI's taxonomy places the organism in Eukaryota, Viridiplantae, Streptophyta, Magnoliopsida, Aquifoliales, Aquifoliaceae. The record is from the annotation of a GenBank genome assembly.